Molecule: messenger RNA, 3703 nt
Organism: Hipposideros armiger (great roundleaf bat)
Lineage: Eukaryota; Metazoa; Chordata; Mammalia; Chiroptera; Hipposideridae
Gene: RSPRY1
Product: ring finger and SPRY domain containing 1
Exons: 16
Coding region: 530-2260 (576 amino acids)
Cellular component (GO): cytoplasm
Molecular function (GO): ubiquitin-protein transferase activity; protein binding
Source: RefSeq, a predicted model, not a curated record
GCGGUACGAAGCGGGGGUGGGCCCAGCGCGUAAUGGCAGCGCCGUGGCCUCGCGUCCAUCUUUACCGCUCUCUCGGACCUGUCACAAAGGAGUCGCGCCGCCGCCGCAACCCCCUCUCUCGAGUGGGCCCAGGAGCUGGAGAAAGUCUCAGCAUGAUAUUUUACUUUUUGCUACUCGUCCAUGUCAGCCUCCUGCUUCCAGAUCUUCACUUCUUCCUAGACCUAAUCAGAUUUUCUCAGCUUGAUGAAGAUUUGCUUCUGUCAUUAGUUUUUUUUAUGACGAACAUACUGUGUGGGAUGAGAAUGUCCAUCCACGGAUUUUUGGAGGGCAGAGACUGCCUUGUUCUCCCAGAGCCAGCAUGGUGCCUGACACAGAACUGCUACUGGAUGACCAGGAUUCCCUGUAAUUGAUAAUGGUGGAGAUCAUCUCAGCAACUUUUUUCAGCAUUCAGUUGUUAAAAACAAAUAGGAUGCAAGCUCCCGAACUCCACAUUAUGAAAACAGUACUUGGAAAACAGAAAACUAUCUAAAUGAUUGUCUUUGGUUGGGCCGUGUUCUUAGCAAGCAGAAGCCUUGGCCAGGGUCUGCUGUUGACUCUUGAGGAGCACAUAGCCCACUUCCAGGGCACCAGAGGUGCCACUGCUGCCAUGGGGAAUUCCUGUAUCUGCCGAGAUGACCGUGGAGCAGAAGACAGUGUGGACACCCAGCAGCAACAGACCGAGAACAGUGCAGUACCCACAGCGGACAUGAGGAGCCAACCCCGGGACCCUGUUCGGCCCCCGAGGAGGGGCCGAGGACCACAUGAGCCAAGGAGAAAAAAACAAAAUGUAGAUGGGCUAGUGCUGGACACACUGGCAGUCAUACGGACUCUUGUAGAUAAUGAUCAGGAACCUCCCUAUUCAAUGAUUACAUUGCACGAAAUGGCAGAAACAGAUGAAGGAUGGUUGGACGUUGUCCAGUCUUUAAUUAGAGUAAUUCCAUUGGAAGAUCCUUUGGGACCAGCUGUUAUAACAUUGUUACUAGAUGAAUGUCCAUUGCCCACUAAGGAUGCACUCCAGAAAUUAACUGAAAUUCUCAAUUUAAAUGGAGAAGUAGCUUGCCAGGACUCAGGUCACCCUGCCAAACACAGGAACACAUCUGCUGUCCUAGGCUGCUUGGCCGAGAAACUAGCAGGUCCUGCAAGCAUAGGUUUACUUAGCCCAGGAAUACUGGAAUAUUUGCUACAGUGUCUGAAGUUACAGUCCCACCCCACAGUCAUGCUUUUUGCACUUAUCGCACUGGAAAAGUUUGCACAGACAAGUGAAAAUAAAUUGACUAUCUCUGAAUCCAGUAUUAGUGACCGGCUUGUCACAUUGGAGUCCUGGGCUGAUGAUCCUGAUUAUCUGAAACGACAAGUUGGUUUCUGUGCCCAGUGGAGCUUAGACAAUCUCUUUUUAAAAGAAGGCAGGCAGCUGACCUAUGAGAAAGUGGACUUGAAUAGCAUUAGGGCCAUGCUGAACAGCAAUGAUGUCAGCGAGUACCUGAAGAUCUCGCCUCAUGGCUUGGAGGCUCGCUGUGAUGCCUCCUCUUUUGAAAGUGUGCGUUGCACCUUUUGUGUGGAUGCUGGGGUGUGGUACUACGAAGUAACAGUGGUCACUUCUGGCGUCAUGCAGAUCGGCUGGGCCACACGAGACAGCAAAUUUCUCAAUCAUGAAGGCUAUGGCAUUGGGGACGAUGAAUACUCCUGUGCAUACGAUGGGUGCCGGCAGCUCAUCUGGUACAACGCCAGAAGCAAGCCUCACAUACACCCGUGCUGGAAAGAAGGAGAUACAGUAGGAUUUCUGUUAGACUUGAACGAAAAGCAGAUGAUCUUCUUCUUAAAUGGCAACCAGCUGCCUCCUGAAAAGCAAGUCUUUUCAUCCACUAUAUCUGGAUUUUUUGCUGCAGCUAGUUUCAUGUCAUAUCAACAAUGUGAGUUCAAUUUUGGAGCAAAACCAUUCAAAUAUCCACCGUCUAUGAAAUUUAGCACUUUUAAUGAUUACGCCUUCCUAACAGCUGAAGAGAAAAUCAUUCUGCCAAGGCACAGGCGUCUUGCUCUGUUGAAGCAAGUCAGUAUCCGGGAAAACUGCUGCUCCCUGUGUUGCGAUGAGGUAGCAGACACGCAAUUGAAGCCAUGUGGACACAGUGACCUGUGCAUGGAUUGUGCCUUGCAACUGGAGACCUGCCCAUUGUGUCGUAAAGAAAUAGUGUCUAGAGUCAGACAAAUUUCUCAUAUUUCAUGACACACGUGAAGAGGCAUGAUGGACUUAUUUCUACUCAAUUCCAGCCAAUGUUGAAAAGAAAAACAAAAGAAAAAAAUCUCAUCAGUUGUACGCACAUUGAAACUUAUAGCCAUGGCCAGAUUUUAUGCUAAAAAUGGUAGUUUGUCAAAGACAAAAUUCUCUUAGAAUCUAACCCAACUUGCCAGCCCUGAGAAAUUCCUUUUAAGGCCAAGGAAAGCUGAAUACUAACAAGCUAGGCCUGUGGUACCGGUACCUCCAUGAAAAUCAAUAGGAGACAGUGCCCUCCUGAGUGCUGAAACCACACUGGAAUUCUCCACGUUGGGAUCAUUUAACACAGGAGGUCUUGUCUCAUAUUCUAAAGUUUUAUUUUGGACAAAAUUCAUUAUGGAGAAGUAAAUGACAUCAUUUCUGGGUUAAGUACAACCUCCCAUUGUUCAGAUACUGGUGUGUUAAGCGUGGAUAUUGCACUGCAAGACUUGAAUCUAUAAAACUAGAAUCACACAGGUCAAUCAAUACUACAAGCAACAUGGAGGGCCUGAAAGAAGGUGCACAGACUGUAGGGGGGAAAACCCACAUUUUUGAUAUUUCAGUGAUUCCAAAGAGCGGCUAGUUUUUUUUUUUAACUACAGAAAAUUGGUGGUAUUAUCACAUUCAUGGUGUUUCUAUCCAAUUUCAGUACCCACAUUUUGUGAGGAAAAAAUGUUUUAACAAUGCAGAAGGAAUUCUUAAAUUAAUUGCAAUGUUUGACUCGAGAAAAUUUGGUAUUUAGGGUAUUUUUAAGGUACCAUCAAAUCAGGUUUUCUGUUUUUUGUUAAAAAAAUUUUUUUUUUAAAUCAGUGUUGUUUUGGAAGUAAUAUAUCUUGAAACUCUUGAACUAAUAGUCUCAAAAACUCUUAGAGGACAGUCUGAGAGCACAUAUUCCUAUUGUUUUAAAUAAAUACAUGUUUUUGAAUAGUAAAUUCAAUCAUGGAUUGUUGACUAUGUCUUCAUCAAAAGUGUUAAUCCCUCUCAGGGUCUCUGGUGAAGACCUUCAAGAGUUGUUUUUUCUCCCAGAAAAUUGGAAGGUAGAAUUGUAAAUUCAUAGAACUUAUUUUAUAAUGGUGUACCUCAGCAGCUGCCUUUCAAUUUAUGCCAAGUCCUUACUGAGUUUAUACUUGAAUAGUAAAUAUGUCUUCUGAGUUUUACAGUGUCUUAAACUCAAUGCACAUAUUUUCUUCCUUUCCCACCCGUUCUUGUUUGUAGUUCAUUAAACUGUCCUAUUACAGAGCUGAUCCCCUUCCUGGCCGUACUUGUUGGGGUGCUGGAUUUUUUCCAUGUCUUUAGUCUUCCAUAAAUUCAAAUAUAUAUAUAAAUAUAUAAAUAUAUAUAUAUGUUCUCUUUAGCUUGUGGUGAAUCAGUAAUUUGCAUUGAAGAAAUAAAACAUUUGUUGCCUUUUUUGACUAA